AUGGAAAAAUCCAAAAAUUUCCGCAUCGACGCGCUGCUGGCUGUCGACCCCCCCAAGGCGGCGGCGGCGGCGGGGCAGAGCGCGCCGCUGGCCCUGGUCACCUCGCUGGGAGGCAGCGGGAGCAGCAGCAGCGGGAGCGGCAGCCCGCCGUCCUCGUCCUCCUCCUCUUCCUCUUCGUCCUCUUCGUCCUCCUCCGAGCAUCCCGCCGGCGGCCCCGCCGACUGCCUGCGCACCGACAGCCCGUCCCCGCCGCGGCUCCUGGCCGCGCACUGCGCGCUGGUCCCCAAGCCUGGCUUCCUGCCCGGGGCGGGCGCGGGAGCCCACCCGCACCACCACGCCUCGGCGGCCGGCAUGGCCCUGGGACUGCACCCCGCGGCGCCCGGCGGGCCGGGAAUGCCGGCGCAGGCGGCCCUGUACGGGCACCCGGUGUACGGGUACUCGGCGCUGGGCGGGCAGCACCCGGCGCUCUCCUACCCCUACUCGCAGGUGCAGGGAGCGCACCCCUCGCACCCCGCCGCCGACCCCAUCAAACUCAGCGCCGGCACCUUCCAGCUGGACCAGUGGCUCCGGGCCUCCACGGCCGGCAUGAUCCUGCCCAAGAUGCCCGACUUCAACUCUCAGGCGCAGUCCAACCUGCUGGGGAAGUGCCGCCGGCCCCGCACGGCCUUCACCAGCCAGCAGCUGCUGGAGCUGGAGCACCAGUUCAAGCUCAACAAGUACCUCUCGCGGCCCAAGCGCUUCGAGGUGGCCACGUCGCUCAUGCUGACCGAGACACAGGUGAAGAUCUGGUUCCAGAACCGGCGCAUGAAGUGGAAGCGCAGCAAGAAAGCGAAGGAACAGGCAGCGCAGGAGGCCGAAAAGCAGAAGGGGGGCGGAGGGGAGGACAAGGGGGAUGAGGACCUGCUGCUGCCCGCCCCCGAGAAGAGCGGCGGGAGGAGGAUGCGGGAACUGCCCGACAGCGAACCUGAGGACGAGGAAGAGGAGGAGGAGGAAGAGGAGGUGGCGGCGGCGGCGGCCGGGAGGUGCUGCCCUUACCACUCCUCCGACUGCUCCGAGGCGGACGAGGAGGACACGCAGCCCCGGGGCCGGCACGGAGCCCCGUCGCAGUCCCAGUGAGCCUCCCUGCACGCCCCGCUCCCUCCAGCCAUCCUGCCGUAGGGGAGCCCUGCCACUCGUGGUUGGCACCGGCCCCGCU
Messenger RNA from Empidonax traillii (willow flycatcher), 1195 nucleotides. RefSeq names its product motor neuron and pancreas homeobox 1 (gene MNX1). Gene Ontology annotation, cellular component: nucleus. The record is from RefSeq and is a predicted model, not a curated record. Lineage: Eukaryota; Metazoa; Chordata; Aves; Passeriformes; Tyrannidae. Gene Ontology annotation, biological process: spinal cord motor neuron cell fate specification; endocrine pancreas development; regulation of DNA-templated transcription. The transcript has 3 exons. Gene Ontology annotation, molecular function: DNA-binding transcription factor activity, RNA polymerase II-specific; sequence-specific double-stranded DNA binding. Bases 1 to 1116 code for a protein of 371 amino acids.